AUGGCCUACCAGAUCAAGUACACGUCCACCCCAAGCACAGCCGGGAGUGCAUCAUCUGGUAAUGCUCCAGGGAGCAAUGUCCCGGCCUCAGGCGGAAACGCGCCAACGAUCCUUCCUUCCUUAAGUGCCAGCGCUAUAUCUGCCAGCAUCACCCAUAUCGUUGCGCUCGAUGGGGGCGCGAACCAGGCUCGUUCCGAAGACAACACUUCCACAUUCACAAAGAUACGCGUCACUAUUCAUACCACUGGGCCAUGGGCGGACUCUCCCCACAGCAACAAUCAUGUCACCACCUUCCUGAUCCUGGAUCAGGGUGGAGCGGUCCAGAUCGACAUGAGAACGGAUAAUGGGGACAGAAGGGGCCAGCUCUACUGGAAGCUUGUGACUUAUGAGAAUUCGUCAUCGGAGAUCAAGGCCUUUGAUUAUAGUCUCGGUGCUCCAGUGCCGGUCUACAUUCUAUAUAGGGCGAUCCGAUAUGAAUGGAAACUUCACCAGUGUCUGUUCUUGUCUGGAGGCUCUGGAUGUCACUAUUGGAACUACGUCCUCUUGAGCAAAAUAGCAGCGGAUACGGCCAGAUUUUCCUUUCAUUCUGGCGUACCGGCCCAUGCUUGGGGUGUUUUUGGGAAGUGGUAUUCUCGUACUGGGGCCGAGAGACCGAACCAACCUAUCCUUCAGGGAGAAUUCCAGAGCUACGAGCAGUGGUACCAAGAUUGGUUUGGCGAGGGCGAGGAAGAAGAAGACGACGACGACGGUGACGACGACAACAACGAUGACGACGACGACAAAGACGAGUAGACUGGUGUUGGUGUUGGAUGGAAGCAUCGGAAAAUUUUCAACAUGGGAUACAGGAUUCUCUUGACAAGGUUGAUUCGAGGCCGCCUUUCAAUUAUACGUGCUGCUCUGUGUCUUUUUCAACCCUUCUCCGCGUUCAUCACUUGUUCCCUUUUGGUUUCUUCUCUUCCUUGAGGUAGGUACUCUUUUACUCUUCUCUGGAGGCUCCAUUCCGGGCGGUAGUUGAGG
Molecule: messenger RNA, 1017 nt
Organism: Mytilinidion resinicola
Lineage: Eukaryota; Fungi; Ascomycota; Dothideomycetes; Mytilinidiales; Mytilinidiaceae
Exons: 2
Coding region: 1-792 (263 amino acids)
Source: RefSeq, a predicted model, not a curated record